Molecule: messenger RNA, 1053 nt
Organism: Besnoitia besnoiti
Lineage: Eukaryota; Apicomplexa; Conoidasida; Eucoccidiorida; Sarcocystidae
Product: SAG-related sequence SRS37B
Exons: 1
Coding region: 1-1053 (350 amino acids)
Cellular component (GO): membrane
Source: RefSeq, a predicted model, not a curated record
AUGUUGACCGGCCUUUUUCGGAUGUUACUCUUUGUCAGCGCUGGCGGGGCUCUCUCCCUCGCUUGGGCGCUGAUGCCAACGGCAGCAGAUGGCGUCGGUGGAGCGGGGCCACAGGCAUGCACGACCCCCGAGGGCGUCACCGUUGAGUUUCCAGAAAAUGAAGAAGCGGUGAAGUUCAGGUGUGGCACCGAUCACACAUUCAUUGACCCUGAAAAUCCCCUAUACGUGUACGAAGUGAUAGAAGAUACCGAACUCAUUACCCAACAUCUGGUUACCGGAGCCAGUGCUUUGAAUGAGGAGAGAGAAGAAGGCCCGGCUCCACUGGAGCCUGCUCAACGGCUGCUUACGCAUUUGUACGAAAACGCCGAAUUAACCGGUCCUGAAGACGAAUCAAAUGGCAAACUCUACACCCUUAGAAUACCCAUCGCCUCUCGCAACGUUCCGCGAAAGCUAAAGUACAUUUGCACACAAAGGAGGCCAAAACACUCAGAGGACCUUGUGAUGGCGUGUCCAGUUACGAUAACGGUUCCUGCAAAAAAGCCGGACGAACCAGACCCUUUGCCCGACCACGAAGAUGGCGGAGACCAGGGAGGUGAUGUAGUCAAGUGCAAACAAGGAGAGAAGCAUGAGGCACUCGUUUCACGCGAAGAGCAGGUGGUACGCUUCCAGUGUGGAGCAGAGGUGAACUCUCUGCUGCCGCCAGAAAAACUCAGCGUCUUUGACAAUGAAAACGGCGAAUGCAAAAAGCCAGCUGACCUCUCCGGCCUCGUUCCCAAAGCCACACGUUCGGAAGCUGAAAAUGGAAUCUACACUGUAACGUUUCCGCAGCUACCGACGACCAAACAGGCCCUCUGCUACAAAUGCACUGCAGCUUCUUCCUUGUCCUUCCGAGCUAGUGACUGUGAGAUCAAAAUCACUGUGUCCCCUCGGGCAAGUACCUCGACUCCGGAGCCGACCACCUCGAGCACAGUGUCAAAGCUACGACCAACCGACAGCAAGACGAUUACUGGAACUUUCGUCGCUAGCGUUUUGGGUGUUGCCCUGGUUGCCUGA